Messenger RNA from Prorocentrum cordatum, 1001 nucleotides. The record is from the annotation of a GenBank genome assembly. Lineage: Eukaryota; Dinophyceae; Prorocentrales; Prorocentraceae.
GGAGUUUCGUGGGAUGUCUGCAGCGGGAGGCCUCGUCAAAAUGCAGGCUCGGCCUCGUCAUUUUUUUGACGACCUCGUCGGGGAUUUCCGAGUCCCCCGUACCCGGGUCUUACGUCUCCCCGACUGUAGCCAUUGAGUCUCAAGCCACCUCUGGGGCAGUGGAGCUCUCGAUCUGCGCAGCGCGUGCCGGCCAGCCAGGCAGCUCUCCAUCAACCAUAUGCUCGGCCCGCGCGCGAAGUGUCGGGAAGGCGAGGCGGCUCUCGCCGAGCAGAGGGAUGGCAAGAGGGCGCGUGCCGACUCGGACCGGCUCAGCUCGGCCCCCACGCGAUGCCCAACGUCAGAGUUGCCCGCCUUUGGUGACGACCAGGACGCCGACGCGCACAAGGAGAGCUGGGGAGCCGCCGCGGUGCCGAGGGAUGGCGAUGAGCUGGCGCUCCUCGGGACGGCGUUCAUCCAGGCGGUGCCCUCCAGGGACGGGCGCCCCCGGAUGGGGGUUGCGAUGCCAGCGCCAAGGGUGGCCCCGCUCAGGCGCCUCCGGUCCGAGGCGUUCUGGGAGCAGCAGGCGGCUGCCGCCCGGCGGUCUGUGUGCUCGCCCUGGGAGUUUGGCGUGAGGCAGCGCCGCCCGUGCCUCGACGAACGCGACUGCCUCAGGCCAGCGGCGGUCGCGGCGCCAGAAGAAGAAGGCGCCGGGGGCGCGGGCGCCGCUCGCUGCCCCAGGAGCUGGGCGGGCGCCGUAUCCAGGGAGUUGCGCCGCGGGGCGCGCGGGUCCGGUGAGACGGCGGCGCCGCCGCCAGGGUCGCCCUCCGCAGCGUUCGGGGCCGCCCUGAGGCUCAGUGGCCGGUCGUAGGAACCGGCUUGUAACCAGUAUGCUCAGGGGCCGCUACUGGGGUGAGUUGGAGGAGUGCCGGGCUGUCUUGCCGGCGUCUGGCGGCGUCCAGGGCGUGCCAUGCAGUCUUUUCUUCUGUGCCUUUCGAUUGGCUACAGAGAGAGAGAGAGAGAGG